Porites evermanni is the source of this 590-nucleotide messenger RNA. The record is from the annotation of a GenBank genome assembly. NCBI's taxonomy places the organism in Eukaryota, Metazoa, Cnidaria, Anthozoa, Scleractinia, Poritidae.
AUGUUUCAGAUGUCAAAGACGCUUUUUAGCAAAGAGUUUACUACCCACAGUAUAAGACGGUCUGCAGCACGAUGGGCCGCAAGGUGUGGAGCGAAUGACAGCUCUAUUAAGAGGGCAGGCCAAUGGUUUGUGAGCUGAUGUAGAUUUUAACCUUGCAGUACUGAAAUCUCAAAGUCUAUGUAUUAAAUCUACAUCUAACAAUUGCCCAUUUUAUGAAAUCUAUUUGUUUUAUAUGUUAUUUUUCAAACUACUUUCACUUCUGAUGUCUUUUGUGUCUGUACUUUAAUCGCAAAUUCCUAUAGAGCAAUCAAAACAUAAGAAUUACAGCUGCCAUUGUAUAAUUUAAUUUGAUCUAAAACUUGAAUAAUCUGAAUGAUAGCUGUUUUGCUUGACUGUAGUUUUGUUAUUCAUAGAUGAUCAGUUCUGAAAUAAGUGAAUUGGACUAAAUUAAGUGUUUCAUUUUGUGUUUCAGGAAGUCCAACAGUUUCGAGCUAUACACCCAAGAUGCAAGGGCAGAGAUGACUAAAGAACAUCAUGAUGGUCAACCGGUGUCAGACCACAAAAUGUGGAUGUUCAAACCCCUGAGAUAA